This is a messenger RNA of Gallus gallus (chicken), 1683 nucleotides long. RefSeq names its product twist family bHLH transcription factor 1 (gene TWIST1). Gene Ontology annotation, biological process: developmental process; regulation of transcription by RNA polymerase II. The record is from RefSeq and is marked validated. NCBI's taxonomy places the organism in Eukaryota, Metazoa, Chordata, Aves, Galliformes, Phasianidae. Bases 284 to 856 code for a protein of 190 amino acids. The transcript is spliced from 2 exons. Gene Ontology annotation, molecular function: DNA-binding transcription factor activity, RNA polymerase II-specific; protein dimerization activity; RNA polymerase II transcription regulatory region sequence-specific DNA binding.
AAUCCCAGACACCUCGAAGGGGCUCCAAGGAGGGAUCGGGAGGGAUUUUUAUUAUUUUUUUUUAUUUUUUUUUUGCUCGGCGUUUUUUUUUUUCCUCCUCUUGGAUCCUGAUGCCAUCCCCCCUCCCCCCAAAGUGAGGUCCUCCCUCCCUCCCUCCCUCCUCCUCCUUCUCCUCGCAGGCCAGCGAAGCAGCCGCUCAAGGGGGAGCUGGCGGGUUAGGUGCCCCCCUCUUCUCCCUGCCCUCCCCCCCCUCCCGGCCCGCUUCUCGCAUCUCCCCCCAGAGAUGAUGCAGCAGGACGAGUCAAACUCUCCAGUCUCCCCCGCCGACGACAGCUUGAGCAACAGCGAAGAGGAGCCGGACCGGCAGCAGCUGCCCAGCGCCAAGAGGGGGGGCCGCAAGCGCCGCUCCAGCCGGCGCAGCGCCGGGGGCGCCGUCGGGGCCGCGGACGAGCCCUGCAGCCCGGCUCAAGGCAAGCGGGGCAAGAAGUGCGGGGCGGGCGCGGGAGGCGGCGGCGGCGGCGGCAGCAGCAGCGGCGGCGGCAGCCCGCAGUCCUACGAGGAGCUGCAGACCCAGCGGGUCAUGGCCAACGUGCGGGAGCGGCAGCGCACGCAGUCCCUGAACGAAGCUUUCGCCGCGCUGCGGAAGAUCAUCCCCACGCUGCCCUCGGACAAGCUGAGCAAGAUCCAGACCCUCAAGCUGGCGGCCAGGUACAUCGACUUCCUCUACCAGGUCUUACAGAGCGACGAGCUGGACUCCAAGAUGGCAAGCUGCAGCUAUGUGGCCCACGAGCGGCUCAGCUACGCCUUCUCGGUGUGGAGAAUGGAGGGCGCCUGGUCCAUGUCCGCAUCCCACUAGCAGGCGGCGUUCCCCCCCACGCAUCCCCCCGGCAAGAGCCCUAGAUAACAUUUUCCCACAGAAGGAGAAAAAAUGGACAAUCUAGAGACUCUGAAGUUGGAUACCGUGUUGUGUUGUUGUUGUUCUUGUCUUAAAAAAAAAAAAAAAUGUGCCAAGGAUUUCUUGGAAAUUAAAAGAGCAGCAUCCAAAAUGAAAGCAGGGCGUGGGGAGCACUUAAGGAAAGAGAAAGAGCCGAGGGCUUCUUGGACAGUGCCUAUCCGGUGGGCGUCGGUACAAUCCGCACAUCUCUGCAUUCUGAUCGAAGUCUGAAACGUUCCAAUGUUUUUUUUUAAAUAUUUUUUAUUUUAAUUUUGACGAAGAAUGUUGGAAUCUAUUUUUUUUUCCGAAUUUGCCUGUUUUUAGUUUUUUUGGUUUUUUUUUUUUUUUUUGGUUGUUGCUGUCGUUUUGGCUUUUAAAUGCAUGCAUUCCCAAGAGGUCGUGCCUAUGAGCCACUGAGGAGAGGAAGUACGUUACUGUGGACUUCGUUCUUGAAUGAAAGCAAAGCACCCAACCAAAGUAUCCCUGUAGAGAUGAAAACAUUUUUCUUUUUUAGGGGGGAAUAAGCUGGGCUCGAGCUGUUAUAUACCCGGUUCCUAACUUUUUUUUUUAUUAUUAUUAUUAUUUUUCCUCUGAGAAAAAAAAAAAUAAACAUUUUAUUUAUUUAUUGAUGACCCAUGUUAAAAUGCAAAUAGAUCCGGUGUCUAAAUGCAUUCCUAUUUUUAUGAUUGUUUUGUAAAUAUCAUUGUAUAUUAUUUUUCUGCAAUAAAGAAAUAUGAUUGAAAUUUUAA